Hydra vulgaris (swiftwater hydra) is the source of this 686-nucleotide messenger RNA. RefSeq names its product peptidyl-tRNA hydrolase 2, mitochondrial. Gene Ontology annotation, molecular function: peptidyl-tRNA hydrolase activity. The record is from RefSeq and is a predicted model, not a curated record. NCBI's taxonomy places the organism in Eukaryota, Metazoa, Cnidaria, Hydrozoa, Anthoathecata, Hydridae. Gene Ontology annotation, cellular component: mitochondrion; cytosol.
GCAUUUUUCUAUCACUGCAAUAGCAUAAAAAUUACUAUGGCAUUUGUUGAAUUUACUGUUGUCAUAAGCGCUUUAGUGGGUUUCAUUAGCGGAAUACUGGUUGCUCUAUAUUUUGGAAUUCAGAAAAGAAAUUCAUUCCAACCAAUUGUUGACGAUAAUAAAUUGCCUGAGAUUACUUUUGUUGAUUCUGGUGAGUAUAAAAUGGUUCUUGUGGUACGUCAAGACUUAGGAAUGGGAAAAGGAAAAGCUGCAGCACAGUGUUGCCAUGCUGCUGUUGAUGUUUAUUUGAAAGCAGAAAAAAAUCAUAAAAAGUGGUUGCUUGCAUGGCAAAAUAGCGGAUGUCCAAAGGUUGCUCUUAAAUGUCCUGAUGAAGAAACAUUGAAAGCUUUGUAUAUACAUGCGAAAACACUAGGAGUUGAUGCACAAAUUAUUUCAGAUGCUGGCCGUACACAAAUACCUUCAGGCUCUAAAACAGCUCUUGGUCUGGGCCCAGCGCCGGCUGACCUCAUCAAUAAAAUUACUGGUCAUUUAAAGCUAUAUUAACAAGAGUUAGUUGCUGUUAUCAAUGUUUUUGAUUUUUAGAAUGUUUAAAUUUAUAUAUAAAUUACAUAUUUAUACAGUUAGUUAAACUGAAACUUACUUGUUUUUCAGCAUUUACGACUAAAAUAAAUAAUAGUUCAUUAAAA